Molecule: messenger RNA, 1208 nt
Organism: Thamnophis elegans (Western terrestrial garter snake)
Lineage: Eukaryota; Metazoa; Chordata; Lepidosauria; Squamata; Natricidae
Product: G protein-regulated inducer of neurite outgrowth 3-like
Biological process (GO): neuron projection development
Cellular component (GO): plasma membrane
Source: RefSeq, a predicted model, not a curated record
AUGGGGACCGUACAAGAUCCACUGAGAUCUACUAAGCUUUCAUUGGUCACAGCUGAAGAAUCUCCUAAACACCUGUGCAAGCAAGCGAGCAUAGAAAGCAGCAGUAAUGGAUAUCCUUUUACUGCCAGGACCAGCUGUCUGGAGGAUGCUUGCUGGAAGGUGAACUCUGGCAGAGAAACCAACGUUCCAAAGAGUGACGGGCAUUGUGAAUAUGACAUUAAGCAUCCAAACAUACUUUCUCCUGGGUCCUUCAGCUUUUCCAAAGAAGGCAGCAUGGCAGCUCCAGAACCAGUAGGUUACGCUAAGCAGGAGGGCUCCAGAGCCAGGGUCCAAACAUCAGUACCUGAAGCCCACCCCUCAGAGCAUGGUGAAGUUAAAGUGCCUCUUACCCAAGAGGCUAACCAAAAUAUUCCAAGCAGGUGGCGGACAAUCAUAGGCAGAGACGAUAAGCGGACUCAUCAAGACGCUGGGGUUCAAGCUGGCAGUGUGGAAAGCAGGUCAGCUUCUACCAGCCCAAGUAUCUUGACGGCAUUCUUGAAGGAGAACAUGUCUCCUGAGGCGAAACAAGACCAAGAUCAGUUGCACGUGAUUUACACGGGAGCCAGAGGGAAGAGCAACCUGAAAAUCAUUGGUGACUUGCAGCCACUCCAAACACCUUCCCCCAUUGGCAUCAUGCACAAGGUACGUGUUCAAAUACCACCUGCAAGAGAAAACCCUCUGGGAAGUCCUAAUGUUAGACUCAGGAGAAUCUCACAAACAUGCACGAUCCGAUCUGUGCAGCUUUGUUGGAUAAGGCAGCAAGGCUGCUCCUACCUUCUUCAAGUCCUACACCACGUCCUUGGUGAAAAAGAAGAAAGGGCCCAAGGCUUUGCUGCCGAGGCGAAAAUGCACCUGAAGCAGUCCAAGCGUGUCAGGGAUGUUGUGUGGGAUGAACAGGGCAUGACCUGGGAGGUUUAUGGAGCAUCCCUAGAUCCAGAAUCGUUGGGAAUCGCUAUCCAGAACCACUUGCAGAGGCAGAUCAGAGAGCAUGAAAAACUGAUCAAGGCUCAAAGCCCCCAGGCCCGUAAAUCCAUAUCUUCAGAUACAUCUUCAAACAAAAAAUUGAAAGGGAGGUCACACAGCGUUUUUCAGUCCAUGCUGCAGAAUUUCCGGCGCCCAAAUUGUUGCGUUCGUCCUGGGGCUUCUUCUGUGUUGGACUGAAAAAAAAA